AUGAGCGCGCCGCCUGCUGGAAUAGGCGGACUUGAUUGGUCGUCCUCGACCAGUGGUGCCGCGCUCCCCAAAAAACGCACAAAAAUUGUUUUCCUAAAUCCGACGGAAUUGUCUAACUGGGAUGAUUGGAAAGCGAAAAAUGAACAGAACCUUAUUGGUGAAACAGAUUUAUUGCAGUAUGAGGAGAUGCUUAAUAAUAAGGCUGGGACUUCGUCAUCAGCCGAUGCCUGUGUCUCCGAUUCUUCUAAAAGAAAACGUAGGCAAAAAAAUUCUAAGAAUGGAGCCAAAAAGAAAGUAAUUGAUCCAAGUCAACCAUGGUUAGAGGACACAGACUCCGAUGAGGCAAAUGCUGGUCUUGAGGAUGAACUUGAUGACGAUGAGUUCUUUCGUCGCCUGGAAGAGGAGAAGCUACGGGAAGAUGAAGAAGAGGCUCGUCGCAAGAAGGAAAUAUCCGAGGCACGAGCACUUGCACGAGCAAGGGGAACUUUGGGUGCGAAAAAAGGUCGAGUCUCCUCAUUAACACAUGCAGCGCCACAUACAGGUCGUUCAGUUUCUGUUGAAGCGAGCGACAGUGAAAGCUUCAGUGAAUUCGGUGAAGGUACCGUUUCAUCAUUUGGUGGUUCCAGAGCCGAUGCGGAUGAGUUCGACAAUCAUCGAAGUUUAUACACGCAUGACGAGCAAGACGAAGAAGUGUUUCGCGCUGUGACAGUCGAUGAAAAAAACGACCGAUCGGUUCUGGAUGAUCUUCCACCCCCUCCUUCACCUUUUGACAGAACACUCGAUACCUCCGGCUUAGGAACAGGUCUCACAAAAUUAGCUUCCGACUCUACACUGACCAACCUUGUACCCACAGAUCCUCAUACACUUCGAAUGCUCGCAAUGGAUCCCAUACGAUUGCGAUACUGCUCACCCCCAUUACAUCCUCCCAAUUCUGCAAAUGACUUGGUUUGUCCCCCUGAGUACUUGAUGGAUGCGUUUGCGAUUCAUGAAGUGCUCAUUCGUUACGGAUACUUAUUGCGUUUAUCUCCUUUCAAAAUUGAAGACUUUUUGGCUGCUCUUAUUGCCAAUGAGAAUUCUGUAUUAUUGGCAGAGGUACAUAUGGUAUUGUUACGUGCACUUUUGCAUGAAGACGAAGCGACUGGAACGUGGAUGUAUUCGAUUGACUGCAAAGAAUCCGUCAACUUAAGUUAUCACAUACUGGAUCGCUAUAAUUGGCCCUAUUUGUUAUCCGUCUAUUUAAGUUGCCUGAAGGAAACGGAAGCCGCUGCCCGGGCCUCAGCGUCCAGUUUAUCAGCUUUGAGCACUGCAGCUGCAGGGCCCGGUGGUGUGUCCGCAGCAUUAGACUCAAUCUUGACUGCUGCUGUUUUCCCGGAGGAUCUGAUCCCUUUAGAUGCGAGCUACCCAUUUGUUCCCAUUCGCCAGCGAAUAGCCGUGCUGCGCGGCUUAGUCAACCUUUUUCUGUCUUCCCGACCCGUUCGCGGCGAUCAGUUGCGCGACGGUUUCCUUACCCAUGAAGAUCAUUGCCGUGUGUGUCAGCAGUGA
This is a messenger RNA of Echinostoma caproni, 1542 nucleotides long. The record is from the annotation of a GenBank genome assembly. Lineage: Eukaryota; Metazoa; Platyhelminthes; Trematoda; Plagiorchiida; Echinostomatidae.